GUCAGGCCAACGGAGGAAGAAAGUGUGAUUCGAUGAUUCGACCAUGGCGUCGUCAUUGCCCAGCAGUGUUGAUUUACCCCACAUUCUCCGAGUCAAAGGACUCGCCCCAGCUAUCGUCAGUCGGCUUGAAGAGGAAGGAUUUGAUGGAUUGAGUUUUUUAAAAGCAAGCCCAUCACUCCUGUUGGCUCUGAAAUUCAAGGGAGCAGAAAUAGUGGCUAUACAGGCCUUGCAGAAUGAUGACACAUUUAAAGAUGCAACGGUUGACACUGGGUUCAAAGCCACUCCUGAGAAUGCGACCAGUCCAGUUGUACGGAGGUCACUUCGCAGUAAUUCCUCAGCUAGAAACACUCCGAGUCCAGCUCACUCAAGACACCGUAACAGUCCAGUUGGCUCACCAAAUCAAUUUGGAGGUGGUCGUGACAUCAGUUCAACACCAACACGAGAUCCAGUCUCGCUUCGGCAGAGAAUUGCGACAAAUCAGCUUGCGAAGACUGUUACCUUUGCAGAGAGAACCAGCUUUGCUUUGAAACCUCAAAAAACCAUCCUACCUAGUGGCAAGAACUUUUUUUGAGUAAUGCAGGUGGCAGCACCUCAG
Messenger RNA from Thrips palmi, 595 nucleotides. RefSeq lists its product as uncharacterized. The transcript has 3 exons. Lineage: Eukaryota; Metazoa; Arthropoda; Insecta; Thysanoptera; Thripidae. Bases 44 to 571 code for a protein of 175 amino acids. The record is from RefSeq and is a predicted model, not a curated record.